AUGAACACAUUAAUUCCUUUUAGAACUACCGACCAAGAUCGUAAUUCUGAGACUAACAAUGGCAUUAAUAACAAUGAUGAAAACCACGAAAACAAUAAUUCUAAAAAUAGUAAUAUCAACAGUGAUGACAAGAUAUUGUCGUCGACACAAUCAUCACAACCAUCCAAUUCCGAUUUGAUAUCGAAUAAGCUAAUUAACUUCUUAACAACCGAUACCACCAUCGAGAACUCAUCACCAUUGCCUGGCGCUGAUAACAUGGAAGAGUAUAACAAUAACUUAGAUAAUCAUACCAGUAAUAAAAUUGAUCGAUCCUCCGCUUGGCGAAUAGCGGGAAUCUGUGAUAAUAAUCCUCGUCUUUAUGAUCUUGAAGGGUGGACUGAUACUUCAUGCGAUCAAGAUGUCAAUGUAGCGAGGCCACCCUUGACUCAUAAUUCAUCACCGCGUUGUCAUUCACCUAGUUACGACGAGUACAAUACUGAAAAUUUAUUGGAACCUACUGGUUUAACUGGUGGGGAAGAAAUUAACACUUGUAAGAGUACAAGUAAUUACGACAGCAAUAACAAAAGCAAAUCCAUCUCUAGAGCGAAAGCAAUUAAAAAUUUACCCGCGCUUUUUCGUUCAUCAGUGCACGCGUCUAGUCUUAACAGUUACGAUAAGGCACGUCCACUUUCGGUUCACGAAGAACAUAUUUUUGAUGUUGAAGAACCUUCACUUGAUAUAAAUCAUUUCGAAGAUGAACUAUCAUCGGACGAUGAGAUGAACGAAAGAGUUUUGCAUGUAUUGACGGGUCCUCGAAAUAUGGAGCAAACUGUCAAUUGGGGAGAAUGUAUGAAAUAA
Messenger RNA from Ambispora leptoticha, 837 nucleotides. The record is from the annotation of a GenBank genome assembly. NCBI's taxonomy places the organism in Eukaryota, Fungi, Glomeromycota, Glomeromycetes, Archaeosporales, Ambisporaceae.